AUGGCGUUUGCUGCAAGGUUGGGCUCUCUCACUGGAGAACUCGUUGAAGCGGUGACUGGUUCAUCAGCCCAGACAAACCCUCGAUACAAGACCCUGUACAACUUCAGUUUACAAAGACUGAAAUCACACCCAUAUCUACGAACAAACCAAUUCGAGGUCGAGCACCAACUUAACGGUCUAGAAGAGCGAUUCCGUGUCAAUGGCCGAGAGGCCCUUGCUGAUGCCCUCGCCGAACGUCGGGAGCAGCUUCUCGAAAAACCUGAUAAAUUCCAUCCCGAGAUACUUUACUUGAUACUAGAGCUCUCAGACCAGCCGACCUACUAUGCAAAACUAAGUGAUCUAGAUGCGCUCAGAACAGGACCCAAAGACUCGGAGCUUGAGCUGCGCUGGGAGGAUAUCGCAAAAGAAGAUGGAUGGGAUGAGGAUGAUGAUGAAGCUGCAAUAUGGAAAACGAUCAAAUACACCGAUAGUUCAGACGAUGAGCUGUACCAAGAGGGGUCCAAGAGUGAAUCGGAGGCUAGCACCGACCCAUCAGAAGUACCAGCACUUGGACGAACAGCCGAAGAUCUUAUUAUCCAUCCUGAGGAUGUCGAACAGCUCAACGAAAUUCGGGAGGCGCAAGAAUGGCGGAUCGAAAAGCCUACAGAUGCAUCGGGGCAUGCCCGAAAAGUGCCAGUCACAGAGUUCCACAUCGUGCGAGAAGUUUUGUUCAUGUUACAAGGACUCAAAACAACUCUUUUUGGACCCAAUGGAGUCGUCGAUCCCGCAUUUCAAAUAGCCCAUCUGAAAUGGGAUACCCAUAGAACCCUUCUUAGCUACUUCUCCGAGGCCGGCCGCCAACUGGCCAUCCUACGCAGCUUCGUCGACAAGCCACAGCGUGCUUCACAUCUCCAAGUAUUUCAGGAUACAGUGGCUAAGCGCCUUGCCGAAUUCGAAAAGAAAACAACAGCAAUAGAGUCUCGGCUUGUUGCACCCGGGAACAAUGUGGUAGUGAGCUUGCUGUCCGUCAAAGGAGAAUUAUCUACCUCGCUUGAACCGCUGUACUCGCUUUCCAAUAUUAUCGCUAAGGUACAGAAUAUCCCGAACCAAGGAACCUUUCGGUACCUUGAACUUUUGUUUGACGAUGCUAGCAUGGCUCAACUAUCUGGCAAGCUAGACAUUUAUGAGUUUCUAGCACGCAUUUUCGUUGAAUGCUUCAAUGUCUACCUUCGGCCCAUUCGCUUGUGGAUGGAGGAGGGCAAGCUUAUCCCCAGCGAUAAGAUCUUUUUCGUUUCAGAAGCACCGAGUCAAGUAUCUCCCAGCAAGAUUUGGCGUGAACAGUUCAGGCUUCGUCGGACGACUGAUGGGAGGCUACAUGCUCCUAACUUCCUCCAGCCAGCAGCAGCCAAGAUUUUCAACGCUGGCAAGAACAUCGUCAUUCUCAAACGGCUGGGUCGUUGGGUCUCUUCGGGCUCGGAGUGGGCGGUGCAGGAACCUCCACUCAACUAUGAGACUCUCUGUCCCAAGGGAUUAGAGCUUGCACCCUUUUCAGAGCUCUUUGGCACUGCGUUUGACGGAUGGUUACAAACCAAGUACAAUACAACCUCAACUACGUUAAGAAAUACUCUCUUUGAAGAAUGCGGGCUCUGGUCUGCCCUCGAAGCCAUGGAGUGUUUGUACUUCAUGUCCGAUGGAGCCGCAACAGAAGCCUGGACCAGCAGCCUUUUUGGAAAGCUGGACACGCUGGAUACUAACUGGCAUAAUCGUUAUACUCUUACUAGUGUGGCACAAGAAGCAUUCACGUCCCUUGUUGAUACGACAAGAGUGUCCAUAUUCAUCAAGCCUACAGGUCUUCGGAUACCUGUUCUUGCAGCGCGGGAUUCUGUCAAGGUGGCUCUGCCAAGCACAAGAGUCAAUUAUCGGUUGACCUGGCCGAUUCGCAUGAUUAUAUCCGAAGAUAGCAACGCACAAUACGAUACCAUCUUUGUAUUGCUCUUGCAGCUAAAAAGAGCCUUGCACAUCCUACAGAAACGCAAGAUUCUCGACAAUGACUGGGCUGAUAACGAAAACUGGGAUGAACGAGCACUCUACUAUUCUUUGCGAAACAAUCUCCUCUGGUUCUGCACCACGCUUCAGACUUAUUUUGCUACACUGGUAUUGUCGCCCAAUUGUGCUAAGAUGAGACAGAACAUGCGCGAAGCGCACGAUGUAGAUGCCAUGAUAUCUGUUCAUUCUGCAUUUUUGAAACAUGUCGUUGACGAGGCAUGCCUUGGGAGUAGACUAACCCCCAUAAGAGAAUGCUUCCUCGACAUGCUUGAUUUGGCGAUCAGACUUGAACAAGCACAAACCGUCAACGUAACAAAAGAGUCAGAGCGUAUACAACAUGUCUCUCGUCUUUCAACUAGAAAUCUCUCGCCUACACCCGGAACACCUGGGCUGAAAUCAAGAUACGUUGUCGAUAGUAGCGACGAAGAGGAUGAGGCCAUGCAUGAGUCAAAAACUUUGAAGAUGGGGAAACCGUUUAUGACUGUACUGAAGGAAAUCAAGUCUGACUUUGAUAGACAUCUGCGGUUUGCAUGCGGUGGUCUGCGUAGUGUCGCCAGAGCUACAAGCGACGUGCAAUCAGCAAAAUGGGACAUACUAGCUGAGAUGUUGCAGACAGGUUGCCGAGACAAAAACGCAGGGUUUGCUUAA
Messenger RNA from Fusarium venenatum, 2673 nucleotides. RefSeq names its product Spc98 family-domain-containing protein. Gene Ontology annotation, molecular function: microtubule minus-end binding; gamma-tubulin binding. NCBI's taxonomy places the organism in Eukaryota, Fungi, Ascomycota, Sordariomycetes, Hypocreales, Nectriaceae. Gene Ontology annotation, biological process: cytoplasmic microtubule organization; microtubule nucleation; meiotic cell cycle. Gene Ontology annotation, cellular component: mitotic spindle pole body; equatorial microtubule organizing center; spindle pole. The record is from RefSeq and is a predicted model, not a curated record.